Plasmodium berghei ANKA is the source of this 519-nucleotide messenger RNA. RefSeq names its product 40S ribosomal protein S19, putative. The record is from RefSeq and is a predicted model, not a curated record. Gene Ontology annotation, biological process: ribosomal small subunit assembly; translation. The transcript has 2 exons. Bases 1 to 519 code for a protein of 172 amino acids. Gene Ontology annotation, cellular component: cytosolic small ribosomal subunit; ribosome. Gene Ontology annotation, molecular function: RNA binding; structural constituent of ribosome. Lineage: Eukaryota; Apicomplexa; Aconoidasida; Haemosporida; Plasmodiidae.
AUGGCAGAAGAAUUCACUGAUGAUAUUGGGGUAUUCAGUAAAAAAUUACUAGAACCCGUUCCAUUUGUUAGAACAAAUAACUGCAUAAAAGAUGUCGAUGCUGAAUUAUUUAUUAGUGCAUAUGCAAAAUAUUUAAAACUACAUAAUAAAAUAACUUUUCCAAAAUGGUGUAAUUUUGUAAAAACUGGAAAAGGAAGAAAAUUAGCACCUUUAGAUGAGGAUUGGUAUUUUAUUAAAGCAUCAAGUAUUUUAAGACGAUUAUAUAUACAUCCAGAUAUUGGUGUUGGAUUUUUAAGACGACAGUUUAGUUAUAAACAGAGGAGAGGAGUAGCCCCUAAUCAUACUAGUUUAGCAAGUGGGAAAAUUUUAAGAUCCAUUUUACAACAAUUAGAAAACAUAGGAUAUGUAGAACAGAAUCCUAAAAAAAAAGGAAGAAGAUUAACAAUAAAAGGUGAAAAUGCUAUUAAUAACUUUGCUAGGUAUAUUAAUAAGAAAGUUUAUAAAUUGGAAAAACAAUAA